AUUACAAAGAAAUAAUUUUCUUUAAAAUUGAGAUAGCCAAAAACAAAACAUUUAUACAGAAAGUACUUAAAAGAAAGUGCUAAAAAAAAUUCUUCACAUUUCUUCAGCCCAACAAUUUGUACUGUAUUUUGCUAAGUCUGUGUUAACUUUCAUGUGAAUAUUUAGUAAUUUAUUCAGGUUUUCACCAGUUUUUUCUCUGACAUUUCACAUUUAUUGACUGGCUGCAUAUUACAGCUGACUUUGAGCUGCAUUCUUCCUAUUAAAUAUUUUGUCAAUAUUCUGCUUCAUUAUGUAUUUCCAUUUUCCCCAAAGUUAUUUUUCAAACUUAAUGAGGUUUUCCUCAUAUUUUCAGACGACUUUAGUGGUGUUUAAACAUAAAAGAUCAGGCCUGCCGUUGACAAAAAGUGAAAUUAGUUACUUGUGUGCCACAGACGCCAGGCUGAACAUUGACAUCACACAUCAGGGUUCAACAGUUUGAGGUGUCACAAGUGGGAUGUCAUCCUGACAGUGUGACAAGAAACACUUUCCUCCAGUGUGUGUUUAUUGCUUUUUAUAUAACACUUUUCUUUCUACCUGCUCUGUCCGACCGAGGUGUUUCAGGAUUUUCUCUGGAUGUGACAGGAGAACAAAAAGAUGGUCUGAGGUGGAGGUGACAGUUUGAGUCUGAGGGCCACACAGUGAGCGACAGCGAGGGUCAGUGCUCCUAUCGUCAGAACAUCACUGCAGAGCAGAUAAAGAGCAGACAGAAGUAGCCAAUCUCUGAUAGCGAUGUCUGCAGUGACAUGAGCAGCUCGUCUUAUCUCAUGUUUUCUCACUUGACUUAGGAUCUGAGGUCAGGAGGUCACAGCUGAUUUUUUUCUUCCACUGUGUCAGAUCUUAGACUGCAGACUGACACAGAAUCUACACUGGGACUAACGAGUCCCAACUGAGGCCUGGGGGCAGAUCACGGCAUGUGGAUAGGUUUUCUGUUACCCAGCAGCAAGUAAGGGAAAAAAAACAUUUUUCUAUGUAUUUCAUAUAUUAUAUUUAAGUAUAUUUUUGUGUUUCCUGCCAGAGUCACAUACACUUGUCCAUCCAUUUAAACACAAGUCUUUGUCAUUAGAAGUACAGUGAUACUUGAGAGGUCACCAUGGUUAGUAAACUGUUAGCUGUGUUUCUGUGUCACUGGCUACAGUUAACUUAGAUAAACCUGAGCUUGUCAUAUUUACAGCUAAUCUUUUCUUUAGUUGACUUUUUAUUAUUUUUUGACCUUUUACCCUUUUGGAAAAUGUAAUCUACUCUGUGUGGUUUUGACUUUCAAGUACUUUUAAUUUUAAUUAGUUCUCUCUCUAACUGCCAUCUUAUCCUAAUCUCCAAUACUGAUUUCUAAUUAUAUUUCUUAGUCUUAACCUCUGAUCCUAACCAAUAAUCCAAAUUUCAAAUUUCUAAUCCUAAAUGUAAUCUCCCACCCUAAAUUCCAAUAGUGUUGGAAAUGUUUCAUAUUAUUAUUAUUAUUAUUAUUAUUAUUAUUAUUAUUAUUAUUAUAUUCCUUAAUUCCAAUCUCUCAUCCUAACCUCUAAUCCUAAUGUAUAAUUAUAUUUCUUAAUCUCAAUCUGUAAUCCUAAUUUCAAAACCCUACAGUCUAAUCCUACCUCAUUGUUGACAACAAUAAAAUACCUUUAGGAGAAUGUAGAGUAGUAAUGUACUGAUUUUAAUAAGGUCUAGCUGUAAGUCAUUUUUACAGUCCUAAAUGUCUUGGUUUACAUUUAUGUAAUAAAAAAAUGUUGUAUCUAAUGAAUGAAAAUGUAAAUAAAGUUCUUUCUGAAGCCAGACUUGCUGUAGUGCAGACAGAUACGUCAGAGAUCUCCCCCUCCUCUUUUUCUCCUCCCAUGGGAGAGUUUUGGAGUUUCCACAGCAAUUAGUUGAGUAGACGCCACGCUCUCAUUCAGCCUGAAUCCAUCCUGCUCCGCUCUGCAGCAAACUUUACAUUUGGUAAUGAAUUAAGAGGCGUGCGCUGUUAAAGGAGACUUUUGCUGACAUCUCUAUAAACCGUAAGAUAAGCUGGGCCUAAAUCAAGAAAAAUGCCGAGGCAGCAGCAGGCAGUCCAAGGAAAAAUGUGAGUGAGAAGAGCAUUGGGAUGGAGAUAACAGUGGGAAUAUGGGCCUUCAUAAAACACGCUGCUCUCUCUUAAUUUGAAAAGGCUUUUAAAGGUGAAUGCGGAAGAAGGACAUGGACAGAAAAUGAUGCUAAACAUUGGCUGUUCAACUAAGAAAAAUAUAUUUGUUGACGAGCAAGUGAUAAUGAGGUGAAGCAGGGGUAAAUGACUGAAGGAUAAAAGAAAAAAAAAUUCUAAAAGUCAGGGCGACUUGAGGAAAUGAGCCAAUGGCUUUCCUAUACAGAAAUGAAAUGAAGGACUGAAACGGACCACUUGUGUCAAAGACAUUUGUGGUUUUAUUGCCAUGGUUCUGAGGUUACACAGACAGCUCUUUUUCAAACAUAUAGAGUAGGCACUGUAAGUAGGAGAUAAGUGUGUGGUGGAACUAGAGAAGAGAGUACCAGGGUCAACACCGUUAAUGCACAAACACUUGACUGUUGCCGUAAACCAAUAUCUGGCUCAUGUGAAGCUGAGUGAGAAGUGAAGAUAAGAUAAGGGAUGUCACAAUUACUCCAUAUCACAAUUAAUUGCGGUACUCUGCAUUAUUUUUAAGUUAUCCUUAAAAGGUUACUCUAACACCUUAAUAGAUUUAGAAAAUACUAUACCGGAACUAUAAUAUAACCCGCGUCCUGCCGCGCCUGUUGCUUUGUUUUCGGUCCGUCUAAGUUUCAGAACAGAUGCGUGAGGACGCGGGGAAAAUGGCAGAAGAAGAGUUAUUUCCUCAAUCAACACAUUACAUAAACCGUGGGAGUUAUUUUGGCUACAGAAGAAAAUUGACCGGGGUGUCGUUGUGGACGACGGAUUGCUAGCAUUUAAAGCAUGCUAAACAAAUGCGGUGGAAGGAGGAAAUACAUCCGACAUGGUCUAUCACCUGCGGCACAACCACCUGACUUUGUUCGCCAAAGUAAAGUGAACCCAGGAUGAAGGCAGGAGACUGACCCACGGUGAGAGAGCACUGAGACGCACACUGAGCUGCAGGUGCUGGGGACCAGAGCCGGGAGGAGCAAGAGGACGCACCGAUGAGACAACAUGGCUCCACUGCUACGUGAUGGACGGCUGAUUCACAUCCUCUUUCCUCUUCUGCUUCUCCUCUUGAGACCCCCCCUGUUGGUCAGCUUUGGAGAGCGCACCUGUCCCAACAGCUGCCGAUGUGAGGGGAAAACCAUCCACUGUGAUGCUUCUGGAUUCUUGGAGGUUCCAGAAAACAUCUCCAUCGGUUGCCAGGGUCUGUCGCUGCGCUACAAUGAUCUGCACACCCUGCUGCCCUAUCAGUUUGCUCACCUCAGCCAGCUCCUCUGGAUUUAUCUGGACCACAAUCAGAUCUCCACCGUGGAUAGUCGCUCCUUCCAGGGUGUCCGCAGACUGAAAGAGCUAAUACUGAGCUCCAACAGGAUCACGUCACUCCACAAUUCCACCUUUCAUGGAAUUCCCAACCUUCGCAGUCUGGACUUAUCCUACAACAAGUUGGAGGUUCUGCAGCCGGGGCAGUUCCAUGGUUUAAGGAAACUACAGAACCUACACCUGCGAUCAAACGGUCUCUCCAUUAUUCCGAUUCGAGCAUUCCUGGAAUGCAGAAGUUUGGAGUUCCUGGAUUUAGGCUACAACCGGAUCAAGGCUCUCACCCGCACAACCUUUCUAGGUCUACAGAAGCUGAUGGAGUUGCACCUGGAACACAACCAGUUCUCUCGGAUCAAUUUUUUCCUCUUUCCUCGUUUGGCCAACCUGAGGUCUCUUUACCUCCAGUGGAACCGGAUCAGGGUCGUCAACCAGGGCCUUCCAUGGACUUGGUACACACUUCAGAAAUUGGAUCUCUCAGGAAAUGAGAUCCAGACCCUGGACCCUGCCGUGUUCCACUGCUUGCCCAACCUUCAAGUCCUUAACCUGGAGUCCAACAAACUUUCCAAUGUGUCUCAGGAGGCGGUGUCUGCCUGGAUCUCACUGACCUCCAUCAGCCUCGCUGGAAACAUUUGGGACUGUGGAGCAGGAAUAUGCCCUCUGGUGGCUUGGUUGGGGAAUUUCAGGGGCAACAAAGACACCACGAUGAUAUGCAGCAGCCCAAAGUAUCUGCAAGGGGAAAAAAUAAUGGAAGCCACUAGAAAUCACAUGAUAUGUGAGGAAACUGAUUAUGUUUUGACUGAAACACCGUCACCAAUGUCAGAUCUGGUUUCUGAAGCCACAGCUGAACCAACCUUCCCUCCCACGGAAACCUCUUCACCAAUGCCACCAAGCAGCACCUUUGGUCCAGUUUUACCAUUCAGACCUAGACCGGUUUCUCAUCCAACUAACCCUGGACGCAUGAACAAAGACCUCAGGGAUUCUGUAGCCCGAAUUCGACCCACUUAUGUACCAUCUGCAGAGUUUGAACACAUGACUCUGCAUAAAGUGGUGGUGGGCAGCGUGGCAAUCUUCUUCACCAUGUCCUUGAUCUUGACAGUGAUCUAUGUGCUGUGGCGACGUUACCCAGGAGCCACCAGGCUGCUGCAGCAGCGCUCGGUAGUAGGACGCAAGCGCCGCAAAAAGAGUCCAGAGCCGGAGCAGAACCUCAGCUCCCAACUCCAGGAGUAUUACAUGAGCUACAACCCUGCUGCCUCCCCGGAAGCACUGGAGGUUCUUGGCAACGGCACUGGUUCCUGCACAUGCACAAUGUCUGGCUCCAGGGAAUGUGAGAAUGAAUAUACGUGUCCGCGGCCUCUGCCUGGCUCCUGGCUCGGUGACGUUCCAACUAUCCAUUAGUCCACCCCUGGACCAGGAAACAGGGACAUUGGCGGAACAAAGACCACUCCCAGUGCCCAAGUUUCGGUAUAUAAUGACCCUCCACACCUGCAGGCGCAGCAAUGAGUAGACAGAGGAUUUUUUUUUCUUUCUUUAAAAGGUUUGCUAAACUUUCUGUGUAUUUCUUUUCUACGAGAUUCAUCAGACAUUUGAGACGGACUUUGUUAAAUUUAUGGAUGCUAGCAAAUGCUAACGGAUGCUAAUCAGCAAGGUGCGUGUUAAAUGUACACACUGUAAUUACUAUCUGUGUCCACUUAGAAAACAGAGUGAAAAAAGAAAAUUAAACGGACCACAGAGCGUUUUUACGAGGCUGUUCAGUUUUCAAAAAGGAGAAAAACUUUGUAAAUGAAAAACGACUGCAACUGCUGCACUAAGAUGUGAAGGUUUACAGAUUCCAAUGCUCUUUUCUUUUAAAACUGUUACGACUACACUUUACAGCAGGGUUGGUGUGAAUGUGGCUUGAUGGAGCAGCAACUGGAGACGAUGAGUUUAGUUUUUGGCAAAUGUCUGUUUACAUGAGGUUUGAUUAAGUCUCAUUAACCUGAGUGCGAAAUAAUAAGUACAGUUGGUCACAGUUCCACACUGGAGAAAAGGAGUAAUCCUCCAAGUCCUUCAUAUACAGUAUGUUCAUCUGCUAGUCAGUAGGGGGAGCAUGUCCUGAAUCAUUGAGACAUGUUUGCAAAAAUAGAUAAAAAGCAAGAUUCUUUUUUAUGGUUUUUUUUUUUUAUUAUUUCAGGGCUACCAUUUGGCUAACCUGUAGCUAGUUUGCCUUAUUUCACUAGAUUUUUGUGUUUCUCAUGUUUUCAGAAACAAAUCAUUUUUUUAGUGUAAUUGAAGCUAUUUCAUGAUUACCUUUUUAUUAUUUAAAUUGUUUUCUUUUUGCGUCUUUUUGACUUUUUGCAUUUGACAAAGUGAAUUGUGACUUUAGUUCAAUUGUCUAAUUCAGCGUAGUUAUCUUCACUCUAGUUAUCUUUAAGCUAGUGUUUAACUGGGUAAAACAAAUGUUUGUUUAUUUUUUAUCUGUUUUGUUUUCCUCAGCUCUGACUUCAGUCAACUCUGGAGCUUUUUCUGCUAAUUCUGCCAUUUGAGUUCGUUUGGAGUCAGCAGUCAUGUAACGUUGUGCUCCUCUGUUGCAGAGACAGAGUCAAUAUUCAUUUAAAGUUCUGUGGAACAGAUGUUCUUGUUGCUCAUGUAAAAACUCUCCCUGUGUUUGAUCAUUUCUAGAAACCUCAGAAUGGAAGUGAAAUAAUAAUAAUAGACGAGUGAACAGGAGAACAGCUAAUGUCGGUGACGAGAGUUUGUUCGAAGCUAUUUCUUCUUUUUUUUUUGUAACUGCCUUGUUUAUAGUUGCAGUCAAAUCUCUGACCUGCUUUGAAUUAGUUUUUUAGCACAGAAAUUUCAAUCAGAAGCAAAACAAAGUGUCAGAAGACGAAAAAAAAGAGUUCUUUUUACUUUCUUUCUUCAGAUGUGAUGUUAUUAACGUUGUACUUUAUGAAUCUGUAUUUUCUGCCAUGUUUCCAACACCAAAUAUUCCAAAGAGCCAAUGGGAACGUUUGGCUCUUUAAUUUCCAGGAUCCAGGAAUCGUGUUUUUUGUUCCUUGGAAAACAAAAUGCAGGAAAAAUGAAAAUGAAGCCUCAACUCUUCUACUGUCCAGCAGUGCUCUUCUCACCAUGUCCUUGUUUUUCAUCAUCUUUGUAUCGUGGGUGUCUGUGGGAACAGUUCUACCGUACAGGAACUACAGCCAGUACCAGGAACUAAAGGGUUUCCAUUGGACGGACUAGAACUUUAAAUGAUGUGCUGUCUGUCAGCAAGAAAAAAAAAGUUUCUGCCUGAGUGGUUGGACCAUGAGGGGCUUGCACCACACCACUUCCUUAUUGGUCCAAAUUCAGGACUGUUUUAUAGAACCAUGGACUUUUAAAUGAUGGAGAAAAUAGAAGGUACUGGUACUGUUGGGACUGUUUGGUUCCACACAGAGUCGGGACACUGGGAACUGUUUUUAAACAGCAGAGAAACUAAUUUGUCUACUACUUCACUGGACCUUCACCCUUCAGACACUCUUUGGUAUCUGCAUAACAGUUCCUAUAACAGUCAUAGAAGUUCCAUGUACUUUGUGCUGGAGUCACUGCUGACAUGAACAAAACUUCUCACCUACAGAAGUCAGUCAAAAGUUAACUGUGAAGUCUGCGCUGAGAAUUUUCUCUCUUUUUUUUAAACCCAUGUUAUUUUCUUCUCCUGCGUCUCCUUGGAAACUUGUUUUCCACUUUGUGUUUUUUGGGUUUUUUUUGUCCCUGAGAUGUUGAUGUCGAUGUAGAAUUUAAGUUUGUUCUUUCAUCUUCAUCUUUCUACAGCUGGGAAGUUUCUAAUGUUGGUGUUUUUUCUCCUUGUUCUGCAGUUAAUUUGGUUCAAUCCUAAAAAAAAAAAAAAAAAUUACUUCUUGUCAUUUUAUUUUGACUUUUAACUGUUUUAUAAUGAAAAACAAUGGGUGAGCAAUAUGAGCUAGGAGAAUUAAAUUUGUUCAUUAAUCACCAUUUUAAUUGUGUGUGAUGCUGCAGUCUGUUGGAUUUUUGUGUGAAAUCAGUUCUUUGGCAUCGUGAGCUUUUGGGACUUCAAUCCAAGUGGAGCGUCUCUUUUCCUAUGUUUUUUCCUCAUCAGGUCCGUUUCAAAUCCCACAUGUUCACUGCAAAUUACCUGGCAAAAUCCCUGCUGUUUUUCACACUGGGAAAUGUAUUAGGCAGAAAUUUUACAGAUGAGUUUCAGGCUCACGCUGGGUUGAGUUAAUCCAAGGUGCCAUCGCUUCUGCAUUUGUGCUUUUUCCACGUCAUCGGAUAAUAAUUAGAAAUGUAAGUCCCUUUGGUUGAAUGACAAAUUCAUUCUUUCUUUCCACCAAAUGAUUACAUCAUAGUACAGGGGGUUCUCAUAGAGAAUACAUUCAAAUACAUACCUGAUUUAAUGUGUACUACACAUACUGAUGUUCCACAGUCUCAGACUCUCACAGACUUAUAUAUUUAACAAAUGUGUGUGACAUAUUUAGUCUUUCUGAUCAGCUAUGAACGCACAAAGAAAAUGUACAGGGUGAAGUAGAAAGUACUAUGCCGCACUGAUAGGGGGCAGUGAUGUGCGUUGAGGUUCAUGACUAACAAUACUGAGCCCCAUAGACACAGUGGGUAACAGGUGUACUUCGCUGUGUCCUCUUUUACGCACAGGAUCCGGGGCGUGUCACCAAUUAGAGGAAUAAUAUUUAGAUUGAAAAUACAAAGACAAAAUUAAUUUGGUGAAAAAAUGAAUUUCUUAGAAAAAAUAUUAGGUCAAAUUUA
Molecule: messenger RNA, 8221 nt
Organism: Cynoglossus semilaevis (tongue sole)
Lineage: Eukaryota; Metazoa; Chordata; Actinopteri; Pleuronectiformes; Cynoglossidae
Product: leucine-rich repeat transmembrane neuronal protein 4-like
Exons: 4
Coding region: 3164-4867 (567 amino acids)
Molecular function (GO): protein binding
Source: RefSeq, a predicted model, not a curated record